Molecule: messenger RNA, 199 nt
Organism: Perkinsus marinus ATCC 50983
Lineage: Eukaryota; Perkinsozoa; Perkinsida; Perkinsidae
Exons: 3
Source: RefSeq, a predicted model, not a curated record
GAUCAUCGAAGACAUGAAAUUGGACAUACCAAAUAUCGUUGACAUCUUCGUGAUGGAAUUGGUCAAGACCUUACAUUGUACAUUCUUUUACCAUAAGGAGGUGGCUAUGGGUAAUACUCGAGGUGAUAACAUUGAAGAUGAUGAUGCCAAUGACAACAACAUCAUCAUCAACAACUGUUUCUAUCUCAACCGUUUUUAA